Messenger RNA from Anopheles coustani, 1441 nucleotides. It is a transcript of the gene Smn, whose product is annotated as survival motor neuron protein. NCBI's taxonomy places the organism in Eukaryota, Metazoa, Arthropoda, Insecta, Diptera, Culicidae. The record is from RefSeq and is a predicted model, not a curated record. The transcript has 2 exons. Bases 119 to 1084 code for a protein of 321 amino acids.
CUGCCGAGCCUUUUUUAUCCAAUGUAACUUUUGAUUUUCGUGCGAAAUACAGCUUAAUUUUACUAUUCCGGUGCAUUCGACGCCUCAACAAAAGUAUAAAGUCAAUUGUGAUAGCACGAUGAGCACUAGUGGUAAAAAAGCGCAAACGCAAAGUGCCCCGGAAGCUGCCGUAGAAUCGGUAUCGGUCCCGCUAGCUGGCACGAUGGGCCGAGAUGAUAUUUGGGAUGAUAGUAUUAUUAUCAAAAAGUACGAUUCCUCGCUGGCGCUAAUAAAGGAGGAAGUGGCGAAGCGGCUGGCAAUGAAUACUAACCGAAAAGUUUCGGACGAAAUCGCAGGCACCAGCGGCAACAGCAGUAACCGCAAGUACCUGAAGAUGGAAACUGAUUCAAAUGGCGAUGCAGCAGGAGGCUCACCGGAACGCGAAGAAAAGGGCACAAGAGAGAUAUCUGAGCAGGAUCAUCCAAACACCCUACCGGGCACGUUCGAGAUUGGUGAUUAUGUGCGGGCAACUUAUGAUGACGGAGUGGAUUAUGAGGCUAAAAUCAUCGGUUUUGGAAGUCACGGCGAUUGUCAGAUCCGAUACGUUGGUUACAACAAUGAACAGACCGUUCUGCUCGAUGAACUGCUCCCGUCCUGGGGCCGGAAGGCACGUCGGCAACAACGUGUCGAAGCUGCCGAAGCGGAAGCAGCCGCCGCCGAUUCGCAGAUGGAUGUUAGCGACGACGAGCGGUUCACGAAGCAGGCCAGCAAGAUUAAGAUCAACUUCGCACCGAACUUUAGUCGAGCGCAUUCGGGAAUGUCGGCAGCAGGUAUGGCGGCCGGGAUGGGCAUGGGUGGUCGUGCGGGCAUGAUGGGUCCCUCGGGAUCGACUGCACAUAUGAUUCCACCACCACCACCGAUGCCUCCAAUGCUGGAAGAUGCGGAUGACGUCGAAUCCGAGAAUCUCUCCGCGAUGCUCAUGUCGUGGUACAUGAGCGGAUACUACACCGGACUCUAUCACGGUCAACGAAUGUCACAGCAACAGCAACAACACCAGCAGCACAGCCAGCAGGCACAGCAACAGAAGCGGGCGAGGCAAUCGUAAUGAGGACAUUAACCGGGUUGAUGUUGAUGCUUCGCAGGGCUGUUUUAGUUUUCUAACUUCUUUCUAUUCACAUCAUAACGGUGUCGCUCAGCUACUUCUCGCAAACCCUAGACCGCUCUUUAUGCGCAACUCUUCCGGAAUCGUAAAAGGUUAAAUUGUUGAAGAUUAUUGCUACUUAAAAUAACAGGUACUGGUUCAAUGGUCGUGGCCGAAGCAACAGCAAUUAGCCUGCCCAAGUCGGCCAUGCCACUAACGUUACUUUUAUUUAUUCCGUAAAAAGUUUUGAUUGCAAUGGAAAAACACAAACCUAGAAAUAGCUGGAAAAGAUUAAAAUAUAAUUUGCUCAUGAAUGAGAUC